This is a messenger RNA of Ochlerotatus camptorhynchus, 5670 nucleotides long. Its product is annotated as ras-GEF domain-containing family member 1B-like. The record is from RefSeq and is a predicted model, not a curated record. The transcript is spliced from 7 exons. Lineage: Eukaryota; Metazoa; Arthropoda; Insecta; Diptera; Culicidae. Gene Ontology annotation, cellular component: plasma membrane. Gene Ontology annotation, molecular function: guanyl-nucleotide exchange factor activity. Bases 1818 to 4340 code for a protein of 840 amino acids. Gene Ontology annotation, biological process: Ras protein signal transduction; positive regulation of GTPase activity.
CGAAUGUGAACGGAAGUGGAAUGCUAAAACGCGCGCGCGAUUUUCGUUGCCGGAUAGUUUUGCACUAGAAGAGAAACAGCCUCCACCAGCUUCCUAUGGGUUCCAUCUUUUGCCUUGUUCGACAAUUUGUAAUUACAUAUCGCGUUAUCGUCGCGAGCGUUUAAGAUUGUGCUUCGUGGGAAAACUAUUGUCGAAGACAAGCGGCGGAAAAGGGAGAGAUGAAAAUAGAAGUGUUGUGCCAAGAGGAAAAAUUUACGGAAGCAAUUUUUAUUAUCACUGGCUGAAAAGCCCAAUGGAAUCGAGCAGCACCCGUGUAUCAAGUUGUUUCUUGUGUGCACUUCUAGUGAGUUUUUUUUAGUGUUUUGCGAACUCGCAGGCACUUAGUUACGGAGAAUGCUGAAACAAGCACCCGUAUGUUGAGCGGAGAAAAGUUCAAUCGAUGUGUUAGUGUACAGUGAGCAUGCAGAGUGUGGGACGUGCAUAACUCGUGCACUUCACCUCCAGGCUAACGAGGUGCAUCUCGCUUCGCUUCUUUAUGCCUUAACCUGAUUUGCCCCAACAACACCGGAACAGAGUGGGCGAUAGUUACACAUGCCAGCCACCUAGCGUUUCCAAGUUUAAAUCAAUCGUCACAAAAUCAGCCAUCUGUGAUUCACGAUCACCAGGUUUAGUUUUUGGAAUUCACCAAUUGUAGAAGCGGUUUCUUUUCAACAAUUUGCAGAAAAACAAAAAUAUAUACGCGUAGGAUGAGGCGGGUGAUGUCAUAAAUUCAAAUUCAAAAAUUUGCUCAACUGCAUGGGGUGGUAAACAGAAGCAACAACAAGGUUCAGUUAAUUAACACCGAAGAAAACAGUGUUGUGUAAAACGAUCACCUCUAAUUGGAAGCAACGUCUCGUAACCAGUCUUCUUCUGCAAUGAUCGCAGUAUGGAAAUUAUGUUGUCAGUGCGUGCAAGGCAGAAGAAAAUAAGAGUAAUUGUUUUAAAAAAUGUACCCAGCCAAGGCAAAAGUCUAGAGUGAUUUAUGAACGUUUUUGGAUAGUUUCAUGUAUUGGUGUGCUUUUAUAGCUCUCCUCUUUGGUAUCGUUUUCGACACUUGAGCCUUUAGCUCCGGCAAAUAAAAUAUACAAGUUAAAUACGAUCCUUUGUGUGUAGUAGUUGUAAACAAGAAUUGAAUGUUUGUGUAUCCCAUAAAAUACGUGUAUAAAAAGUGGUUUACACCUUCGUGUAUCUGUGUGUGAAUGUAUCUAAUCCGAAUAAGUAAAAAACAAGAUCCAGAUCAAAGUGUGGAGUCAAAACAAACAAAGUCUGAAUAGAGUACACUGCCUUUAUCGAGCGCUGUUAAACCAAUUUAAGCGAUCGGAAACAGUCCCACCGAGAAACUCCCAGCACAAAACGGUGCAAAAUGGCUGCCACCUUUGUAAAGCCACAAUUUAUCACUGUCAUCGGUGUCAUGCUCAUAUCGUUAUUCAGCAGUUAAAUGAUUUAAGCAUCACAGAGAGACUCUCAUCGAAGGUUGCAGUUUCACAACAACAGAGCAGAGGCAGUAAAGCUCAAUUCGUUGCGUCGUUGGGAGAACACAACUUCCGGAGCCAUACACGUUUUAUUGCUAUUAGAAAUAAAACAAAAAAGUCACAAACGACGCUUGGACGUCAAAUAGCGGUGUGUUCACUGGAAGUGACAAGCAUAAACAAAACUGCGAACAGGCGGUCUGUGAGGAAAUAAAACACCACCGCAAAACCCGACCACGUUGCAUUGUCAGCCGGCUGAAAAUAUUAUUCGUCGUCAAGAGUUGCAAAAUACCCUGGCGUUGCUAAGCUAUGGACGAUGAAAUCCUGAAAACAGUGGAGUCCAUGCUCGGUACCAACAUCCAGGUAGUAGACUGUGAAAAAACUCAAACAAUCCGCGAAGAAGAAGUACUUCUCAUCAAUGGAGUGCCAGUCACGUUGGAAGGUUCCGAUGGCAAUGCCAUCAAGAAAGCGCUGAUCGCCGGUGAAAUCCCGUCCUGUGAAAUGCUUAAUCAGUUACUAUUCCGCGCCGGAGUUUUACGGCAGCCUGUGCAGCUAGAAACUUCUCUGAGCGUAAAAACUAGUACCGUUACCACCGAAGACAUAACCAUAGCACAGAAUGGUCGAAUAUUGGACGAGCGAUCCUGCGAGACUAAGGAAAAUAACUACUAUACCAGCACCUCCAGCGAAAUAUGGGAACCGGUUAGUCGGCUCAAAAAGAAGAAGCCAGAAAUCAUCAACACCAGCACAGUUGAUGACAUGCUUUCAAACCAGCUUAAAAACGAACUGUACUUAGUAGCAAACGAAAACGUUCCAUGCCACCCAACACGCCAAAACUCUAUUUGUACUGAAUCUUCCACGUCUUCAUCAACGGAGUCUAAUUAUUCAUCGUCCCGACCAGUCAGCAAUGUUUCGAAUGCAUCGUACGACAACUUCGUUUGCCAGAUCACUUCUGCACACCCAAGGCCGAAAGAGCUGAGCAAAUCAUCUACCAAAAUUUCACCAAAUAAGCAAAGUAUUAGCUGUGAUUCCGGGAACGACGAGGUUACGCUCACGUCGGUCUACAGUAGUGGCAUUGGAGGGCAUGAGUAUUAUCCCUUCAACGAUAUCUCCAAAACCAACACCACCAACUCGAUUCAAACCGACUCGUCCUUCGGGUGUGAAUUUUCGCCACCUACUUCAUUCCACGACGAACCCGACUUUGCCGUCAUCCCAAAGAAUGGUGGUAUGACGUCUCCAGUUCCACAAAAACGGCGCAACCGCACGCUGCUGCGAAACAGACCUCAAAGGCAUUUGCAGAAAAAUAAUGACGCCAGUGCGAACAGUACCGAUGAUCCCAGCCUCAAUGACGACAAUUGUCUGGUCUACCGAGAUGGAAAUCUGAUUUCCGGCACGCUGGAAACACUCAUCAAGCAUAUGGUACCAACGGAUGAGUACUAUCCGGACCAAUCAUACCUUUUUGCAUUCUUGCUCAGCGCACGACUAUUCAUUAAACCGCACGAGCUUCUGCAACAAGCAUGUGAUAUCUGCCAUCAGCAGCAGCAGCUGAACAUUCAUCUCAACAACAAUAAUAACAGUAUUGCUAAUCAGCAAAAAUCUCAAAGUCAAAGUCGGUUCGCUUGUAACUUUGUCCAGCUAUUAUCCGAGUGGAUAGAAACAUUCCCUUAUGAUUUCCGUGAUGAGCGGGUAAUGCAACACGUACGCACAAUGACACAAAAAUGCAUCAAUAUUGAUGGAAAGCUUCGAACAAGGGUUUCCACGUUACUACAGAAUCUCCUUCAAAGGCUCAAAACGUUAGAGAAAUACGAAGAAUUUCUCGAUAAACUCAACCUCGAAACUAGCAAGGAAUGUGAUUUGAAACACGGUAAUCAACAACGAAGCGAUUCCCGCAGUAGCAGCAACAGUUAUCAUCAAUCUACGGAGAAAUCAUCCUCUUCGAUACAUCAUCAAACAUCGUCGUCCACAUCAUCAGUCAACAGUAUUUCUUCGAUUAGUUCGACACUUUCGACGCCGGACAUCACAGAUCUAUGCCCUAGUCCAACAGUAUUAGCACACCAAUUGACUCAUAUUGAGCUCGAACGGUUGUCCUACAUCGGGCCGGAAGAAUUUGUACAAGCAUUUGCCAAAGAGAACCCAAAUGUAGAUACGUCAAUCAAGGACAUGAAGAAGACACGUAAUCUGGAAUCGUAUGUGCAGUGGUUCAAUCGACUGUCGUAUAUUGUGGCCACUGAGAUUUGUAAACAUUCUAAGAAAAAGCAGCGAGCCAGAGUAAUCGAGUAUUGGAUCGAAACAGCCCGUGAGUCGUUCAACAUUGGAAACUUCAACACGUUGAUGGCUGUCAUUGCUGGGCUCAAUUUGUACCCUAUUUCGCGGUUGAAGAAAACGUGGGCUAAGAUUCAAUCGGCCAAAUUCUCCAUUCUUGAGCAUCAAAUGGACCCGACGAGUAACUUUAGCAGUUAUCGAUCAACGCUCAAGGCGGCCAUGUGGCGCUCGGAAGGCGCUACCGACGACCGGCAGCGAAUCGUCAUCCCCUUCUUCAGUCUACUAGUCAAGGAUUUAUAUUUCCUAAAUGAAGGAUGUACAAAUAAACUACCAAAUGGCCAUAUCAAUUUUGAAAAGUUCUGGCAACUUGCCAAACAGGUCAACGAGUUCAUCGGUUGGAAGCAGGUCAACUGUCCUUACGAAAAAAACAGCAAGAUCAUCAUGUUCCUACAGACCAACAGUAUUUUAAAUGAAAACACAUUGGCAAUGGCAUCGUUUGAUUGUGAACCACCGGAAAAUAGCAGCGAGAAGGACCGCUACAAAACGUUGAAGCACGAACACUUCAACAACUAAUUUUAACGAAAUUCAAUUGUUUCGCUACAAAACAACACCUUCAGUUUCACGCAAUCUUUACACUCUACUGAUGCAAAACUGUAGAUUUCUACAAAACAAAAACAAAAACAGAUCUAAUAACACAAAAACACCCUACAUUCAAAUACACAAAGAGAGGAAAUCUCAUAUUUGACACUGCAUUUAUUGAUAAAAGAUUUUUAGAUACUUUAUACAAUAUGAGGAAUCUGUUUUUUUUUAGAAAUAAGUAUCCUCCUAGAUAGCCAUGUUCCCGACGCAUGCGAUAACGCUGCGACAUAAUGAAAGCUAAUGGAAGAAUAUUGAAUCAGUAAUUAAGUGUGGUACGGGGUAACGUACGUAGCUCUACAAAAAAAAACUCUAUAAGAUAAUCACUUUUUGUUUCGAUUCACCCAGUGAAAUUGUAGGAAACUUUCAAACGUAUUUCAGAAAUAUGAAGAAAGGCUGAAAGGACUUCAUGUUGCAGCAAAUCAUUGUGAUUAGUUUUAUUUGUUUACCAUCGCGCGCUAGGCACUUAAGUAUUUAUUUCGUUGUUGUUUUUUUUUAAUAAUUUCAAAGAUUUUAUUUCACUUUGUUUUAUUUUUCUUCUAGUACGUUUGAUUUAUUUAUAAAUGUAAGUAUGUCUCGUCAAUGUUCAUUGUAUAGGUUUAGUUCUAGGUUGAGGAGUAUUCAUUUAUUAGAUCCAACUAAGUCACAUCAGUCUCUUGCAUUGCACGCUAGAGACAUACACAAGUAUGACAUAAAUAUGAACAACAGAAGAAGGCUGUCUUGAUCAAAUUGAAUGAUUUGAGCUGAAAGUAGAGAGUGGAAUAUUGAAAUUAAAAAUUUCUACUUUUUCAGAAACCUAGUAAAGUUUUUCAUUUGAUCAAAUAUAAUUGCACAAAUAUAAAUUGUUAAAAUUGCGUUAUUUUCACACAAAGAUUUCUCAUUAACUAUCAAAAUCAAAGAUACGGUACCAUUUUAUGAACAAUUUCACUCAUUCAACUGCUAUACAUUGAAAUAAUCUAUACAAUUAGAAAGUGAUUAUGGAUAGUCAAAAUUAAAACGUAGGGCUGAGUGAUAUUAUCGCCAGUAUUUCCUUUCAAGUAUGAUGCUCACUUGCCGCAACACUCGAACUCGUAAAAACAAACAUCAAAAUAAUCACUAACGAUAAAAAAGUGAACAAUUAUUUGUAGAUGAUCUUACAGCCACUGUAUUUUACGCAUACUGCUCUUACAUCAUAUAUAACGGAUAUUGAUUACAAAAUACAUAUACUCUAAAACAAAAGUAUGCAAGUAUCAUGAAUAAAAAGUAUUGAAUACGCAUCUGACUCCGA